AGCCCCAGUACCAGUGAGGUACCACAACACGUACCUAGGUAUACUUUGACAUCAUUUCCCACUGUGUGGCAGGGUCAACACUUUGACACAACUACACCCUUGUACAUUGCAUGAGACACUCACAGGACCAUCCGCCGUUAUGGCAAUAGCCACACUCCGCCGUCCGGACGCGGUCGAGGGCGUCAAAAAAGCGCUUUUAGAAGCCCUCUCACAGAUUGAGGCUCCGUCAUUCGCUUGUGGGGGUGUCAUGAGUGAAAAUCUCAAUCCAGGCCUGUUUCUUAACGAUCAUGGCAUCGUUGGACUUCCGUUAUCCAAGAAUGAUGCUGGGGCCAUCAUAUCCAAAGCCACACAGAGUCCCUUUGGCAAAGGGGAAGAGACGCUUGUUGACACAUCGGUGCGAAAGUCCUGGCAAUUGGAACCAGCACAAUUUUCCAUCCGCAACCCGAAAUGGAACAACAUGAUCGGUCGAAUCCUACAUGACGUCUAUAGAGCUCUAGACCUGGAUUGUGGGCGUGACAAUGUUUGCGCAGAUCUCUACAAGCUGCUUUUGUAUGAAGAAGGGGCUUUUUUUAAACCACACAGGGACAGCGAGAAAGCACCCGGCAUGUUUGGGACUUUGAUGAUUUGCCUCCCCUCUUCGCAUCGAGGUGGCGAGCUGGUGCUCACACACAACGACGAGACGGUUGAAUUCAACACGUCGUCAACAUCGGACUUUGACAUCUCGUAUGCGGCUUGGUACUCGGACGUUCUCCAUGAAGUUAAGCCGGUGACUCAAGGCUAUCGCCUUGUUCUGAUUUACAAUCUGGUUCGACGGGAGUCUACAACAGUGUCCGUCCCGGCGUCGCCGACCCAGCAUCAGGACCGAAUAGUUUCGGUGCUCAAGCAAUGGUAUGUGGACAUUGAUGCCCCCAAGUCGCCGGACUAUCUGGUUUACGCGCUUGAACAUCAAUACACUCAGGCUAGCCUGCAACUUAAGCUUCUCAAAAGCCCAGAUUUUGGGCGAGUUCUGUGCUUGGAUGAAGCAGCGCUCCGGCUCGGAUUUUCGUUAUACCUCGCCAGCACAGAGCGCAAGGUGAAGAUAGAUAUAAAUGGGGAAGACGAGCUCAGUCGUGAGACGACUAUGCAGCACGUCGUUACUUUGAAUGGUGAUCGGGUAGAUGAUCCAAGUGCAGACUACGGAAUCAGCGUGUCCCAGGACAGGGUCAUAAAUGUCCAUGACGAUCGGCUCCCAGACGAUGAGGAUCAUAUUGAAGUUACAGGAAACGAGGGAUCACUGUCAUUUUACUGGUACCGGGAUACAGUUGUGGUGAUCGUCCCGCCGUCGAAAAGGCUCGAGUUUCUGCACGAGUGUGACCACCGCCCGGAAACGAUACUGUCACGGCUUCAAAACUUGCGGCAGGAUACAUUUACAGAGUCAUGGGAUAUAUUUCCAGGUGACUCUGCUGUACAAGAUCUGACAGCGUAUGCGUCGACUGUGCUGGAGUAUCAGUAUCGUUACAGCCGACCCUUCAUUGUGCUUGAACACAAAAGAGCUAGGUGGGCGAAAAUCCUCCAGGAAAUCGUUGCGUUUGCGAUCGAACGCGGGAAUUGGACCCUUUACGACCAGGCGGUGCGCAAAUCUCACGAUGGCAUGUCCAUCGAAAUUUUUCAGCGUUUGGGCCUUGCCUUGGCACAACGGGAGGGCGGCCGCCGCAUUUUAGAGAUAAGAAUCUCUGAAGCUUUACAGGAUGGCUUCUCCCUGUGUGACAGGCAAGCAGCGUUGCACGCUGUAAAAGAGGGGUUCUUCCGAUGCCCUGAGCCUCCCAAAGGGGACGAGAAAGAAAUGGCCAGAUUGAUCCACUUGUUUGACGACUACUGGGUUGAUACAGUGAUAGGUGAUGCCCGCUGCCAUUACAGGACUAUGAACAAGGCCGAAGGGGAGAGCAUCGGACGCAUUGCCCGGUUGUUGGACGAUUCAUAUAUCGACUUCAGCAUCAUCGGGCAAGUUUUUUCAGUUCCUAUCGCUUGCAAAAUCGGAUUUUGCAACGAGCUGCUGGCCCCAACCGAAUCCUGGAACUACCCGCGCUAUUGGAUGGAUCGCUAUCCCAACGGAGCUCUGCCGCAACAACCACAGACAACCUUGGAAACGAGGCUAGAGCUGGUCAGAGAACGGUUAUUAAAGAGAAUAUGGCACGACUUCGAACGUAACCCUGCUUUGAUUAACUAUCGUCCAACCAAUAGACAAUACACAUUGACACCCACAACGAGAUCCUGGAUUGGACAUGACCCGCAAUCCCCUAGCGCACGCAUUCUUAACGGCAAAGACUUGAGACAGCUCAUCACCAACAGUUGUCUGGCGGGCAUAUUGACCGAACAGGAUGCGCUAGACUGUCUGUCCACGGCCCUGCGCGCCUCGAACAAAGAGACAUGCGUACAUACACUGCUCCCUUUCGUCGACGAGAUCAUGACCAGCGGCUUUCUCAACGAGCGGGAUCCAAACACGGGCCAGGUCCGGAUUGACAUACGACGUGUCGUCCUUGAGCUGCUGAUGUACUAUCUCCGGACCUGCGUUGGGCCCGAACCACCUGGAACGGUCAGUUGGAGCCAAGACCUCGAUCGUGGCUGCGGCUGUACGGACUGCAACACGGUGCAGGAGUUUCUCAGGAGCCCGACGGAAAGGGUUGCCCGGAUACCAUGCACCACCGCAUCUCGGCGUCAGCACCUACAGACCCAAUUCUACAACCGACAGAUCAAGUCAUAUACAAUCGUGACGUUGCGGGACCGGACUCCCAACGAAUGGCAUAUCACGAAGAAGAACGAACUAUUCGACAAGAAGACCGUUUGGGAGAAGAACAGGGACGACGCUCGCGUCAAACUCGCCCCCCUCAAUCGUGCAGGCCGUUUGAAAGACUAUCUCUUCGGCAGACAGUGGGCCGAGAUCAUUCUCGCCGCCGAUUAUGAUGGCGCCGUGCGCGCCGCGCAUCUCAAUAAUGAAAGGGCCCGAGCCAAGAUAGCUGCCCAAGGCGCGUCGACAUCGGCAUCGACCUCCACUGCCGCGUCCCCACCUACACCUAGAAAUCCCUUGCAACCUGUCGUGACUAACACUUUAAACACCACACAAGCCCCUACUUCGUCGAAACGAGCGUCAGAUGCAGGUUCCGGUGCUCAAGCGGAGCAGACAAAGAAGGUCAAGACUCAACCUGUCGAGGAGGUCAACCUCACUGGAGUUUGAAAGUUGCUGAUGACUGGGGCACUGACUUGUAACGGCAAGACAAUGGGGAAUGGGUGUGUCAGUACCGCCACAUGAAAUCUUUCUUGGACAAAAUCGCCCUGGGAGAGGCCUUUUCUGGAGCAAUUAUCUGCCAGAUGGGGCGGGUAAUGGUAUGCUCUUAUCAUAGUUCUUUCCAUAGUGGUGUCGGACUUCUUCUUUUGCGUAGCAGGAAAUCAAUAUACCUAGGUAUACAUACAACCUUUGGGCACGAAUAAAAUGGUGUAUCGGGUGCAUCUGUGUACCUCUACACCCCCCGUUUCCCGACUCG
Messenger RNA from Exophiala dermatitidis NIH/UT8656, 3518 nucleotides. RefSeq lists its product as uncharacterized. Lineage: Eukaryota; Fungi; Ascomycota; Eurotiomycetes; Chaetothyriales; Herpotrichiellaceae. The record is from RefSeq and is a predicted model, not a curated record. The transcript is spliced from 4 exons. Bases 140 to 3211 code for a protein of 1023 amino acids.